Solanum pennellii is the source of this 1471-nucleotide messenger RNA. RefSeq names its product basic leucine zipper 43. Gene Ontology annotation, molecular function: DNA-binding transcription factor activity. Bases 712 to 1254 code for a protein of 180 amino acids. Gene Ontology annotation, biological process: regulation of DNA-templated transcription. The transcript has a single exon. The record is from RefSeq and is a predicted model, not a curated record. NCBI's taxonomy places the organism in Eukaryota, Viridiplantae, Streptophyta, Magnoliopsida, Solanales, Solanaceae.
GUGUAUGGUGACUAAUUACAACAAGCUCUGCAGAAAAUCACCUUUCCCCGAUGACAAUUUAGAGCUUUAGUGGUGACUAAUGCAACUAGCAUGAAUAUGAAGCACCUCAUAUUCACGGCUAAAUUGCCACCAGUGAUUGUAAGUCACUAUUGUUAUGCAUAGGAGGAGCUAUGCAUAUAUUAUGUGUAUUUUUAAAUCAUGUUGUGGUUGUUGAGUCAUCAACUUAUCAAGUGUAUGAUCUUUCCACUUACAAAAUAUGGUUUGCCUUCACAAACCUCAUAAACUAUUCUUUUACGGCAGUUACCAUUGUUGUCAAAACCCAUCAUAGAGCGAAAACAUCAUGGAUCGUAUUGGCCUGGCAAUAAUGCUGAGUUGGUCUACCUGGAUGGCCCUUCAUGUCGAGUAUAUGUCCAUGUAGCAGAUUAAGUAAAACAUAUGUUCAUGGAGUAAAUAUUCUCUCAUAUGACCCUCAGAUGUUAUCAUACGCACAUGCACAUGUUCAGGAUUAUAUUAUGAUGAUUUCAUUUUCAAGAAACUUUACUGUAUCUAAUUGAUACAAUAUGGGACCGUCUUAACUUUUUCCUAAUCCUAUAAGUAGCCCCCUUCCUGCUCACGUUAUCAUUCGCACUUCAAAGCCAAUUUCUUUUGCUUGACCCUCCAUUAAGAUCUAAAUCAAAAAAUUGUCCUUGUAAACUAAUAUACUUUUAAGCCAUGCAACCCACUGAUGUCACAGACUUCUAUUACCUACUUCCUUCUAACCCAACUCAAUUCCCAUCUCAAUCUUGUGUGAACUAUAACCCAUCCACAUUUCAGCUAAAUACGGUCUUGAAUCCUUUGUAUCAUCUUCAGAUCACUCCUCAAGUUCAAGACCUCAAUCCACAACUAACAUGUUUCAACAGUAACUCUACAUCUGAUGAAGCUGAUGAGCAACAGUGGACUCUUAUAAAUGAACGUAAACAGAGAAGAAUGAUAUCGAAUAGAGAGUCUGCACGGAGAUCACGCAUGCGCAAGCAGAGGCACCUAGAUGAGCUUUGGGCACAGGUUCUUUGGCUCCGAAAUGAGAAUCACCAGCUCCUGGACAAACUAAAUCAUGCCUCUGAGCGCCAUGAUCAAGUACUUCAAGAAAAUGCUCAACUGAAAAACGAAACUUCAGAACUUCGCAAAAUGAUCACUGGCAUGCAGCUUAGUAGUCCUUGUCCUAGCUCAAGAGCUCUUGAAAAUGAACCUUGCAGUGGUUUACCUCAAAAUGAAUAACUAAUCAGAUUAAAAUGGAAGUUAUGCUGGUUGGGAUAAGGCCGUGGUUUUGAUUUCCUUGUUAUAUAUUUGUAGUUGGGAUGGUGGCCACAAUUUGAGUUUUCCCUCUAUCUCUUAUGUUGACAAGAUGAAGGCUAUGAAUUUAGUUUUUACUGUAUCUCCUUUCUUCUUGUGCUGGUAUGCUAUUCAAUAAAAAUCCCCUUCUUUAUGCUGUUCA